AUGUCAGAAAAAUUAGGUUUCGAGGAGCUCCGGUUGAAGUAUAAGGAUGUAUUGUCUAAAGCAUUCACUACAAACAACAUUGAUCUCUUAGAUUCUUUCUCAAGAAAUACUAAUGAAGUUGAUCGCAAAGCUGCUAUGGAUCAAGCAUUUCGAGAUAAACUUUUGGAGCUUCUUGUUGAGAAUCCAGACAUCUUAGAAAACUAUGUUUGUUUUUGCAUUGAAUCGUGUAGAAGGCAUAUGGUGACACCCACCAUGCCAGUCGUACUUCUAGGGGAUAUAUUCGAUGCCUUAACGUUAAAUAAAUGCGAAAAAAUGUUUGCGUAUGUAGAGAAUGGGGUGAACAUAUGGAAAGAAGAGUUAUUUUUCGUUGCUUGCAAAAACAACUUGCUUAGAAUGUGCAACGAUUUGUUACGACGUUUAUCGCGUUCGCAAAAUACCGUAUUUUGUGGAAGAAUUCUUUUAUUUUUAGCAAAGUUUUUCCCAUUCUCUGAGAGAUCGGGGCUAAAUAUUGUUUCUGAAUUUAACUUAGAAAAUAUCACAGAAUUUGGAGGAGAUAAUUCAAGUACUUUGAAAGACUCCCUAGAUGAAGAAAUGGUAGUUGAUGGUGAAAAAACUAAAUUGUCUAUAGAUUAUAACUUGUAUUGCCGUUUUUGGAGUCUACAAGACUUCUUCAGAAACCCAAACACAUGUUACAAUAAAAUUCAGUGGAAGACUUUUGUAGCUCAUUCAGGUAGUGUACUCUCGGCAUUCUCGUCUUACAAAUUAGAAGCUGUGGAACUACAAAAGUCUAACCUAAAUAGGCUGAAGCCUGUCAAUUCUGAUGUUGAUAUGCAAGGAUCUAAUAAGGAACAGCACUACUUUGCCAAGUUCUUAACCAAUCAGAAACUCCUUGAAUUGCAAUUAUCAGAUUCUAACUUCAGAAGAUGUGUCCUCAUACAGUUUUUGAUAUUGUUUCAAUAUUUAACAUCAGCUGUUAAAUUUAAAAUGGAGACCCAAGAACUUAAAUCAGAUCAAACUGAGUGGGUUAAAGAGACAACAGCAUUAGUUUACCGUUUGUUGGCUGAAACACCUCCAGAUGGAAAACGUUUCGCGGAAUGCGUCAAAAGCAUAUUACGCAGGGAAGAACAUUGGAAUAGCUGGAAAAAUGAUGGGUGUCCUGAAUUUAAGAAACCCAAACCACCAGUGGCAGUGGAUUCCACAGAAGAAGUAAAGAAGUCAAGGAAGCGAAGGAAACCUGUGGGCGACAUAAUUAAAGAAUAUGAAGCUCAAGACAAAUUCUACAUGGGCAAUAAUGAGUUGACCAAAUUAUGGAAUCUGUGCCCUGAUAACCUAGUAGCAUGUCGCACCAAGGAGAGAGAUUUCAUGCCAUCAUUAGCAUGGACAAACACUAAAGUGGCCCUUCAAAUAUUGGGUGUCCACGAAAAAGCCACAAACUUACCUCCGGAAGAUAAAUCAACAGUAUUAGAUGAAGAUUUUUGGACAAUGUUGAAGCAAUGCCGCCAGAUACUGGAACCCAUUACAGAGGCUAUAAUACGUCUAGAAUCCAAUGACAAUAACUUGCACAAAGUUGUUUUAACUUUAAAAAACAUGAAAUCUAAGUUACUUUUCUGUUUGCCAGAAGUAAUAAUAGUUGAAAAUGACGUUAAAGAUAAGAUUCCAGAGAAUGUUGAUCAGAGAAUUCAAAUGUGCCUCAAGCCCAUACAUUAUGCGGCAUACUUAUUAGACCCUGCUGAACAAGGAGCAGAGCUUUAUCAGAAUCAAAAUUUAGAAGCUAUGGGAUUCAUUUCCGAGGUAGAACAAAGCAUUGGAUUAACCGUGACUCCAAAUUUAGCGUCCUACAGACCAAGAUCGGACUUUUGGAGCCGAAGAUUUUUAUGGGUAAAUGUAAAGGAAAUAAAACCAACAACUUGGUGGAGCGGCUUAUGCGCGUCUACUGCGUUAUGCAAAGUGGCUGUGCGAAUCCUCAUAGCACCUUGCACUUCUGCAGUUGAACGGCCAUUUUCUACACACAGCCACAUUCACAAUAAAAAAGAAACCGGCUGA
Molecule: messenger RNA, 2043 nt
Organism: Parnassius apollo (apollo)
Lineage: Eukaryota; Metazoa; Arthropoda; Insecta; Lepidoptera; Papilionidae
Source: the annotation of a GenBank genome assembly